CGCAGCGGGAAACCGUUAUUGCGUGGCGCAAAGAAUAGACACGAAUGAGUGCCGCGUCCUAUGUGAAAGGUCUUUUAGUUGAUGGUCAGCAACUGGACUCAGAAUCAUUGUUACUGUGGAUCCACUUACUGAUGACUGAAGGCAACUUCUUCUGCCUCCACUAGUCUAUGGAGGAAGCGGAGAGGAGCCGCUGCCCUCCCGUUCACUGACACGCUAAAUCUGGCCUGAGCUGCACCGGAAAGCCGCUGGAGAAACUCAGAGCUCCGGGUCUUUAUAAUCACUCUGUGGGAUUUUCACGCAUACGGUGAAGGUAGAAACUGUGUGUGAGCUGAUGUGGAUGUGAAUUCAGCAGCAUGUAUCAGUGUGAGGACAGAGAGGAGGGAGUCCCUCCCUCUAAAACCACUCUGUGUGGGGAACAUGAGAGCCAGACCACAGCUCAGAGCCCAGAGGUGCACGGUGUACCAGGGUCUGCUGGACCUAAGCCUAAAACUAAUCCAGAACCUGGACCUGAACCCAGCUGUGUUUCCUUAAAGAGUGACCUGUCGAAGGAUAUUGGUGCUGACUUUAAAAAAGAACUUUUAUGUGACAAAGAGAUCAGUAAGAAGCCAGAAUCUCCUGGGCCUGAACCCAGCUGUGCGUCUUUAAAGAGCCAUCAGUCAAAAGAUAUUGGUGAAAAAUUUAAAGGAUGUCCUUCUCCUGCCAAGAGAGUGGACAAGGAGAGAGCAGAGGUCUCCACUGGUCAGUCUGCACAGCAGCGUCAAACACACCUGGACUCUGUGUUUAUGCGGCUGGAGGACAACAUUAUGAUGUUUGUGAAGAAUGAGCUGAAGAAAACCAAAAAGGUUCUGAGUCCAGAUGACCCAGAAACCAUAAAAAGCCAGAGGGAGGAUAAGGAGAUGUUUGAAGGUGAGGAUGAAGAUCAAAGAAAGAGCUGCAGAGAAGCAUUUCUGAAGAUCACAUUACACUUCUUGAGGAGACUUAAGCAGCAUGAGAUGGCUGACCAUCUGCAGAGCAAAAUAUUUGCUCCACUCUAUAAACGUGAACUUAAAGCCCAACUGAAGAAGAAGUUCCAGUGUGUGUUUGAGGGAAUCGCUAAAGCAGGAAACCCAACUCUUCUGAAUCAGAUCUACACAGAACUCUACAUCACAGAGGGAGGGACUGCAGAGGUCAAUGAUGAACAUGAGAUCAGACAGAUUGAAACAGUAUCCAGGAAAUCAAAGGGACCAGAAACAACAAUCAGACAAGAAGAUAUCUUUAAAUCUUCACUUGGAAGAGAUGAACCAAUCAGAACGGUGCUGACAAAGGGAGUGGCUGGCAUUGGGAAAACAGUCUUAACACAGAAGUUCACUCUGGACUGGGCUGAAGACAAAGCCAAUCAGGAAAUCCAGUUCAUAUUUCCAUUCACUUUCAGAGAGCUGAAUGUGCUAAAAGAGGAAAAGUUCAGCUUGGUGGAACUUGUUCAUCACUUCUUUACUAAAACUAAAGAAUCAGGAAUCUGCAGGCUGGAAGACUUCCAGGUUGUGUUCAUUCUUGAUGGUCUGGAUGAGUGCCGACUUAGUUUGGACUUCAACAAAACUAAAAUCCUGACUGAAACAAGAAAGUCCACCUCAUUGGAUGUACUGUUGACAAACCUCAUCAAGGGGAACCUGCUCCCAUCUGCUCGCCUCUGGAUAACCACACGUCCUGCAUCAGCCAGUCAGAUCCCUCCUGAGUGUGUGGACCUGGUGACAGAGGUCAGGGGCUUUACUGACCCACAGAAGGAGGAGUACUUCAGGAAGAGAUUCAGAGAUGAGGAGCAGACCAGCAGGAUCAUCUCCCACAUCAAGACAUCACGAAGCCUCCACAUCAUGUGUCACAUCCCAGUCUUCUGCUGGAUCACUGCUACAGUUCUGGAGGAUGUGCUGAAAACCACAGAGGGAGGAGAGCUGCCCAAGAACCUGACUGAGAUGUACAUUCACUUCCUGGUGGUUCAGGCCAAAGUCAAGAGGAUCAAAUAUGAUGGAGGAACUGAGACAGAUCCACACUGGAGUCCAGAGAGCAGGAAGAUGAUUGAGUCUCUGGGAAAACUGGCUUUUGAUCAGCUGCAGAAAGGAAACCUGAUCUUCUAUGAAUCAGACCUGACAGAGUGUGGCAUCGAUAUCAGAACGGCCUCGGUGUACUCAGGAGUGUUCACACAGAUCUUUAAAGAGGAGAGAGGACUGUACCAGGACAAGGUGUUCUGCUUUGUCCAUCUGAGUGUUCAGGAGUUUCUGGCUGCUCUUCAUGUCCAUCUGACCUUCAUCAACUCCGGAGUCAAUCAGCUGGAAGAACAACAAACAAGCUCUCAGACAGAGAACGACUUCUAUCAGAGUUCUGUGGACAAGGCCUUACAGAGCCCAAAUGGACACCUGGACUUGUUCCUUCGUUUUCUCUUGGGUCUGAAAACUAAUAAAAUUUGUUUGCAAGGCCUGGUGACACAGACAGGAAGUAGCUUACAGACCAAUCGGGAAACGGUUCAGUACAUCAAGAACAAGCUCAGUGAGAAUCUGUCUGUAGAGAAAAACAUCAACCUGUUCCAGUGUCUAAAUGAACUGAAUGAUCGUUCUCUAGUGGAGGAGAUCCAACAGUCCCUGAGUUCAGGAAGUCUCUCCACUGAUAAACUGUCUCCUGCUCAGUGGUCAGCUCUAGUCUUCAUCUUACUGUCAUCAGAAAAAGAUCUGGAUGUGUUUGACCUGAAGAAAUACUCUGCUUCAGAGGAAGCUCUUCUGAGGCUGCUGCCAGUUGUCAAAGCCUCUAAAAAAGCUCUGCUGAAUAGCUGUAACCUGUCAGAGAGAGCAUGUGAAGCUCUGUCCUCCUCUCUUCAACUAGAAGACUGUGAGCUCAGAGCUCUAGACCUGAGUAACAACAACGUGCAAGACUCAGGUUUGACAAUACUGUUUUCUGGACUGAAGACUACAAACUGGAAACUGGAAACACUCAGAUUGAGUGUCUGUAAUCUCUCAGAGAGAAGCUGUCAAACUCUGUCUUCACUUCUCAGCUCCCAGCCUUCCAGUUUGAGAGAGCUUGACCUGAGUAACAAUGACCUGAAGGACUCUGGAGUGAAAGUUUUGUCUUCUGGACUAGAAAGUCUGUGUUGUAAACUGGAAACACUCAGGGUGGAGCCUGCUGGAGUCCGAUGGCUGACACCAGGUCUGAGGAAGUAUUCCUGUCAACUCACAAUCGACACAAACACAGUGAACAGAAACCUCAAACUGUCUGACAACAACAGGAAGGUGACACGUGUUUUAUCGAUUCCAUUAUAUCCUGAUCAUCCAGACAGAUUUGACUGGUAUCCUCAGCUGCUGUGUAAAGAUGAGCUUGAAGGUCGCUGUUACUGGGAGGUUGAGUGGAGAAGAACGGCUUGGUUAUCAGUGAGUUACAGAGGAAUCAAAAGGAAAGGAAGGAGUGAUGAGUGUGUGUUUGGUUUAAAUGAUCAGUCCUGGAGUCUCAGAUGCUCUAAUGAUGCUCAUUCUGUCUGGCACAGAAGCAUAAAAACGUCCGCCUCCUCCUCCUCUGUCUCUAACAGAGCAGCAGUGUAUGUGGACUGUCCUGCUGGCACUCUGUCCUUCUACAGAGUCUCCUCUGACACUCUGAUCCACCUCCACACCUUCAACACCACAUUCACUGAACCUCUUUAUCCUGGAUUUGGGUUCUGGGCUCCAUCGGAUGGUUUGGCAAAGGGUAUUAUCGACAUUUAUGGCCCUCCUUUGAAUAAACUAUUAUUUGACUUUGAGUCAGUGACUCUGUGUAGUUAGCGUUCCCCUGUUAGAGAAACAGCUCAGUCUGUACAUAUUUGGCUCUUUCAGUCAGAAACACAUCAUGAGAUGUAUGAAAGAUGCUGAUAUUUUAUUUUCAGUACAUUUAGAAUGAUGAAAUAACUCAACUUUAACAUGUCAGUGGUGGCAUUUGGAGAAUUAAACCAUCCUUUAGAAACUAGAUAUAAAUAUUAUAUUUUCCAAUAUGAUUUUUUUCUGUGGUACAGAUGACAAUGAAAAGAUAUAAAACAGUCUGCAAAUCAUAAGUUAUCAAUUCAAAUGAUUAUUAACGCCAUAAGAGAAGGUUUCCUGUUAUUUGUACCACUCAGUUGGUCAUGUGAUCUGGCUGUGCAGUCCACCAUAACUGACAUCGCUUUCUAUUUUGAUAUUUUCAUGGUAAAUAAACAGAUUCUUGUUUAGCACUUUUCUGCACACAUUCAUACUCUGAUGGAUGAUGGAGAGGGUUAGUAUCUUGCUCAAGUAUAUUUUGCAUGCCAACUGGAGCAGCCAGGGAUUGAACCACCAACAUUCUGAUCAUUAGAUACCUUGCUCUAUCUCCUGAGCUAUAGCCAGCCAUCAUCAAAGCCCUUUCUUAAAUCCUCUCUCAGAGAAUCUCAAACAUGAGGAAGACAGGGAAGAGAGUGGACUCAUUAGUAAAAUGAAACACAGCCAAUAUUGACGUUUAAGACAAGGGAGGUAACAGAAAUACUAAAUAUAUAUAUAUGGCAGUGGUCACCAUGGCAACAUCACUGUCAUUUGCUGUGUAUUGUAUUGAUCAUAAUCCUGUCGUUUGUAUUUCUUUUUAUUGUUACCAUUUUUGUCUUUUUUUAACAAACUAUUUUUAUCUCUUGCCAUUGUUUGCCAGUGAGUGAAACAAAAUUUUGUUCCAUCUUUCUGCAAUAAAAAAUAUCUUUAAUUCUU
This is a messenger RNA of Maylandia zebra (zebra mbuna), 4694 nucleotides long. The record is from RefSeq and is a predicted model, not a curated record. Lineage: Eukaryota; Metazoa; Chordata; Actinopteri; Cichliformes; Cichlidae.